Copidosoma floridanum is the source of this 1393-nucleotide messenger RNA. Its product is annotated as N-acetylglucosamine-6-phosphate deacetylase. Gene Ontology annotation, biological process: N-acetylglucosamine catabolic process. The record is from RefSeq and is a predicted model, not a curated record. NCBI's taxonomy places the organism in Eukaryota, Metazoa, Arthropoda, Insecta, Hymenoptera, Encyrtidae. Gene Ontology annotation, molecular function: N-acetylglucosamine-6-phosphate deacetylase activity.
GGCGCGGGCUGAUAUAAAAUUGUUGUACGUUCAUGUUAACACAGGUACUUAUUUUCAUUUGCACACUUACCUACUGUGGUACGAUAAAACUAAUAAAUGCGAUAGUAAAAUAUACUUUAAGUAUGUGGACAUAGUAACCAGACCAGUAGUGAGCUGUAUAGGUUUGCAGAGGUCGUUAUUAAAAAGAAAGAGAGAUAGACAGAGUGUAAAAUGCCCGAGAUAUCAAUAAAAAGUAAGCUGACACAGUUCUUCAACUGUCGAAUCUUGAGACAUGGAAGGAUUUCUGUAGAGGAUUUAUGGGUAAGGGGUGGCAAGAUCAUUGAUCCAGAAAAAAUAUUUUAUGAUGAGAGAGUCAAGCCUGAUGAAAAAAUCAACUGUAAAGGUGCCCUGAUAUCUCCUGGCUUCAUUGAUAUUCAAAUAAACGGUGGUUUUGGAAUUGAUUUUUCAUGCAAUACUGAAAACGUUGAAAGAGGAGUAGACACUGUGGCCAAAGAACUUUUAUCCUCUGGGGUGACAGCUUUUUGUCCAACAUUAGUUACUUCACCUAAAGAAUUUUACCAUCAAAUUCUUCCAAGAAUAAAAAAACGGAAUGGAGGUAGGCAAGGAGCAGCCAUACUAGGGGUGCACGUCGAAGGACCGUUUAUAAGCCCACUCAAAAAAGGAGCACAUCCCGAAAACUGUAUCCAAAAGUUUGAAAAUGGUUUUCAAACUCUGCUUGAAACAUAUGGCAGUCUUGAAAAUAUUUGCUAUAUCACGUUAGCUCCAGAAAUUGAUAAUGCAAUGGAAGUGAUAAGAGAAUCAAGAAAACAGGGUAUAAAGAUUUCUGUUGGUCAUUCUGUAGGAGAUUUAAGCCAAGGAGAAGAAGCUGUUAAAAAUGGUGCUACAUUUAUAACACAUCUAUUCAAUGCAAUGCUACCAUUUCAUCACCGAGAUCCUGGCCUUGUGGGAUUGCUUGCUUCUGACAACUUACCACCAAAGCAAACAAUAUACUAUGGUAUAAUAGCCGAUGGUGUUCAUACUCAUCCAGCUGCUUUGAGAAUUGCUCAUCGUACGCACCCCAAGGGUCUUGUUCUAGUAACAGAUGCGAUUUCCGCUCUUGGCCUUCAGGAAGGUGUACAUCAAUUAGGGCAACUUGCUAUAGAGAUUAGACAGGGUCGUGCAUACAUUGCAGGUUCAGAAACGUUGUGUGGUAGUAUAGCUGAUAUGGCAGGAUGUGUCAGAUUCUUUCAAAAAGCAUCAGGUAAAUUUUUAAAGUAAACCUUAAGACAAAAUCAUUCAAGGAAGUUUGUAAUUUUGGUGGUACAAUGUUUAAAAAAAACCAACCAGUGGAUAGUGGGUACUUCGGUCUCCAAGUAUGGAGCUAUACGACGUUAUAUGGUAGCCAGUGUAAUUA